GCAGAGCGCACUUUACGCAACACUGUUCGUCCAGCGGGAGUGAGCGCGGAUUACAAUUGAUCUUAAAGGUGAUGACUUGGAGAUGACAGACUUUCCCUUAAAACAAUAUUGAAAAAAACAGUUAGGUAAAGGUUGAGUUGUGUACACUGUGAUGAAUAAUGCCAGCUUUCUCAUAAUAUUAAGGCGUCAAAAGAAGCUGGAGCUGAAGACGGAGAUAAGGAUGCGUUGAGAUAACAGGUGGCACUUUAUGGUUACAGUGUAUUUUUUAAGCCUUUGUGUCAGUUUUCCAGGAACGGGUUAGCGGCUACAUGCUCUCAAAAUCACUGCAGGAAUGUCCGCUUUCAAAACAUAAAGCGCACUUUUGUCCCAAAGGAAAAACAGCAUGGAGAAAGACUCAAGCAGAAAUCCGCUAUUCAUAAACUUUCCAGGUGAGCAAAGUGAUCAGCCCUAACUACCAAAAACGGUUCGAGAGUGAAGACAAGCUCAGAUGAAUGGACAGCAGGAUGUUUUCUGGUCAGGCUGGUCUGAAUUACAGCUUCAACCUGAGCGAUGACCGGGAGCUGAUGGACACACCGGCGGGCAGGGGGAAGCUCUCCCCGACGGGCUUCGUCGUGCUGUCCGUGGUGCUGGGCUUCAUCAUGACUUUUGGCUUCCUGAACAACUUCGUUGUGCUGCUUUUGUUUUGCAAAUUCAAAAAGCUGCGAACGCCGGUGAACAUGAUGCUGUUGAACAUCAGUGUCAGUGACAUGCUUGUGUGUUUGUUCGGCACCACUCUCAGUUUCGCUUCCAGUAUUCGGGGGAAGUGGCUGCUGGGGCGCAGCGGCUGCAGCUGGUACGGCUUCAUCAAUUCCUGCUUUGGUAUUGUUUCGCUAAUCUCUCUGGUGAUCCUCUCCUACGACCGCUACAGCACUCUGACUGUAUACAACAAGCGUGGGCCAGACUACCGCAAGCCCCUGCUGGCUGUCGGGGGCUCUUGGCUGUACUCCUUGUUCUGGACAGUGCCCCCUCUGCUGGGCUGGAGCAGCUACGGCAUAGAGGGAGCAGGAACCAGCUGCUCUGUCUCCUGGACGCUUCAGACAGCCCAGUCGCAUGCCUAUAUCAUCUGCCUCUUCAUUUUCUGUCUGGGUAUACCUGUCCUGGUGAUGAUCUACUGCUAUAGCAGGCUGUUACUGGCAGUCAAACAGGUGGGUAAGAUCCGAAAAACUGCAGCCCGAAGGAGAGAGUACCACAUACUUUUCAUGGUUUUGACCACAGCGGCCUGCUACAUGUUGUGCUGGAUGCCUUACGGUGUCGUGGCCAUGAUGGCAACAUUCGGCCCUCCCAACAUCAUUAGUCCUGUGGCCAGCGUGGUGCCCUCACUACUGGCCAAGAGCAGCACGGUCAUCAACCCUCUGAUCUAUAUACUAAUGAACAAACAGUUCUACAGGUGUUUCCUGAUUCUCUUUCACUGUGAUCACUGGUCAGCAGAGAGCGGCAUCCCCUCGAUGACCUCCAAGACCACGGUAAUCCAGCUAAACCGCAGAGUCUACAGCAACACGGUGGCCUGCACUGCCCAGACCUCCACUGAUGCUCUCAACCAGUGCGCCAGCACCCCAGCAUCCAAGCACACAACACCCCCAGAGACUCUGCACCGCUCAGACUGUAAAUGUUGCAGACUCUUAAAAGAAAAGACCUCAUCCUGAACCUAACUUUCAACGUGUAUAUAUUUAAAAUGUUAUAAUUUACGUCUGCAUGGUAUGAGUUUAUUUUAUGUAUUUUUAUGUCUGUGUUAUUGUAUGGUUUUGUUGCAUGUUUCUUUGUGCAUUAAAUUUAAAAUGUAUCAAUAAGAGACAAUAAUUUACACCCGUAUUGAAUUAAAGAGCUUCACCCUCUCUAGGAGUGAAUGGUCACAUCUGUAAUGUAAAAGUGAGAGCUCUGGAGCUUUUGGCCUUAAAAUGACAAUGAUAAUUAUGGCCAUGGAUGGGUAAAAGGAAGGAGAUAUGGGAUGACAAACGGGUCAUAUUUCACCUGUUUUUAGUUUCCCAUGCCAGGCAGGGAGAGGCCAGUCUGAUAGAAGAAAAUAAUAUAUACAGAUAUAUACAGCAUGAUCAGCUUAAGAGUAAUGGAGUUUCAAGAAUGUGACGGGUGAUGGGAACUCGUACCACGCCUAAGCACAUGGCUGUGAUGCAACACACUUAGAGAUAAUUUUAAGAUAUUUAAUGGUUUAAUGGUCUCUUCACCCACAAACUGACACAAACUGGUGAAAUGUAUUGGCCCUGAGUGAAAUGUUCACAGAGCAUCAUGAAGAUAUGAAGCACAUUUGAUGCGGACAGGACUUCAAGACUCAAGAUGCCGCUACUUUUCUCCGAAACAGCAAUGGCUGACCUUCUCACUGCGGGGUGCUGAUGAGACCCUGAUGAUGAGAGGCCAAAAUGAGCCUGGCCCGGAAACUGCCUUCAGUCAGUUCCAGCUGUGAAUGUGAAUGUGCAUUUGAUUGUUGGUUUUAACUGUUUUAAUAAAUAUCAUUGCUGUGGAAGAGAA
Messenger RNA from Dicentrarchus labrax (European seabass), 2520 nucleotides. RefSeq names its product teleost multiple tissue opsin 2b (gene tmtops2b). Gene Ontology annotation, biological process: G protein-coupled receptor signaling pathway; visual perception. The record is from RefSeq and is a predicted model, not a curated record. Bases 492 to 1682 code for a protein of 396 amino acids. Gene Ontology annotation, cellular component: photoreceptor outer segment; membrane. The transcript has 5 exons. Lineage: Eukaryota; Metazoa; Chordata; Actinopteri; Moronidae. Gene Ontology annotation, molecular function: G protein-coupled receptor activity.